GUCUACCGUGGGCACACCAGCCUGGUGCGUUGCCUCAGCAUCUCUCCCAGCGGGCAGUGGCUGGUGUCAGGCUCCGAUGACUGCACGGUGCGGUUCUGGGAGGUGUGCACAGCUCGCUGCAUGAAGACCCUGCCUGUGGGCGGUGUGGUGAAAAGCGUUGCCUGGAACCCCAACCCCACCAUCUGCCUGGUGGCCAUCUGCGUGGAGCAGUCGGUGCUGCUGGUGAACCCCUGCCUCGGGGACAAGCUGCUCUAUGGGGCCACCGACCAGCUGCUCGAGUCCUACGUGGCGCCGGAGGAGGAGCGGGUCCAGCCUGUGCAGUGGGUGAUGGCCACCAUGGAGGAGCACAGCAAAGGCGUCCGGCUGGUCAUCCAGCACAGCAAGGCUGUGAAGCAGGUGACCUGGCACGGCAAAGGCGACUACUUCGCCAGCGUCGUCUCUGACAACAGCAACAUGCAAGUGCUGAUUCACCAGACCAGCAAACGCUGGAGUCAGAACCCCUUCCGCAAGAGCAAGGGGCUGGUGCAGUGCGUGCUCUUCCACCCCAUCCGGCCCUACUUCUUCGUGGCCACCCAGCGCUACGUCCGCGUCUACAACCUCCUCAAGCAAGAGCUCACCAAGAAGCUGAUGACGAACUGCAAGUGGGUGUCCAGCAUGGCCAUCCACCCUGGAGGUGACAACAUCAUCUGCGGCAGCUAUGACAGCAAGCUGGCCUGGUUUGACCUGGACCUUUCCACCAGACCCUACCAGCUGCUACGGCACCACAAGAAAGCGCUGCGGAGCGUGGCCUUCCACAAGCACUACCCGCUCUUCGCCUCGGGCUCGGACGACGGGACCGUCAUCGUUUGCCACGGCAUGGUCUACAACGACCUGCUGCAGAACCCACUGCUGGUGCCCGUGAAGGUGCUGAAGGGCCAUGUGCUGACAUUGGACCUGGGCGUCCUCGAUGUGCUCUUCCACCCCACCCAGCCCUGGGUCUUCUCUUCCGGCGCUGACGGCACCGUCCGGCUCUACACGUAGCUGCUGCCCAGGGCCAGCGCACCCCCAAGCCAAUACCAGCCCCCUGUGGGCAAGGGGCAGCGCCAGGACCACCGCACUCUGCCAGAAACGUUGCUCCUGCUCCUGCACACAGACUCCUGGGGCCUUUCUCAUUAAACUCUU
This is a messenger RNA of Pygoscelis adeliae (Adelie penguin), 1161 nucleotides long. RefSeq names its product ribosome biogenesis protein bop1-like. Gene Ontology annotation, molecular function: protein binding; ribonucleoprotein complex binding. Gene Ontology annotation, cellular component: preribosome, large subunit precursor; PeBoW complex. The annotation marks the transcript as partial. The transcript is spliced from 7 exons. The record is from RefSeq and is a predicted model, not a curated record. Lineage: Eukaryota; Metazoa; Chordata; Aves; Sphenisciformes; Spheniscidae. Gene Ontology annotation, biological process: ribosome biogenesis; maturation of LSU-rRNA from tricistronic rRNA transcript (SSU-rRNA, 5.8S rRNA, LSU-rRNA).